AUAGUCUUUAUUUUGGAGUAAUUCAUUUCAUCCUGACCUCUUGACCUCUCUGGAAUUGAGCCACUGCGCAUGCGCAACAACACUUCUACCUCUUCUCCGGACACGUGCACUCAGCUGUCGCCAUGUACCGCUCAUUCUCUCCCAACCUGGUCCGACCUAACCUGCCCUUGAGGAAGCCCUCAUCGAGCCCUGUGGCUCUCUCCAGCCCGAGGCCUCCAACACCUCUUCUCUCCAUGCCCGACGCAUCACCUGUGCGCCCCGCGCCAGGCGCCACAGGAGACGACCCUCCUAACUCACCAGUCAGCAUGGAUCAAUCUGCAGUGUUAGGAUCUGUACCACCAGCACUGACUGUAUGCUUCUGCAACUACUGUGGUCAGCAAGGAAAUUUUCGCUGCAAGCGCUGCAAGAAGACGCCUUACUGCUCUGUGGCGUGUCAGACAGAAGACUGGAAAGCACACAGACACAUGUGCAAGUCUAUUGAUCCAGAUCCUGCAAAAGAGAAACCUAAGGAAACCACAGUUUCGCCAGUGACAGGAGACAGAGCCGGCCUGCUUGAGUCGAAGCCCGGUGAUGCAUCCAGCCUCCAGAGGGUCUAUUUGGAGGACUUGCAUAUGACUAAAAUCAUUAAAGGGGAAGACAUCCAGGCAUCUGUUAUAGAGUUCUAUAGCCCUGCCAGGUUUUUCCUUCUUGCCCAAAGUCCUGAGCUGCUGGAAGCUCUGCAAAACAUCAGCACAGAGCUUCAGAAAACUUACAGCUGCUCAUCAGUGACGACAUAUGUACCACAUGUUGGAGAGGUUUGCGCGGUUAAGUUCUCCUGUGAUAUGAACUGGUACCGAGGCCUGGUCCAGACUUUGGCUGCUGACCAGAAGACUGCUAAGAUCCUUUACAUUGACUUUGGCAAUGAAGAGGAUGUUCCUGUGGACAGGAUCAAGCCCCUGGCUGCUAAUAUCCGGCCAUUUUGUCCAUGCGCAAUGGAGUGCCGUAUCGUCGGAGUGGUGCCAGUGACUGGCAACUGGUCGGACGAGUGCUGCAUGUCAGUGAAACAGAUGUUGGCCGGCAAGACUGUGACUGUGAGGCUGUUGGAAACACUACAAAAUGGUCGCAUCCAUGCUGCGGAUAUCCUGCUUUCCAAUGGAAAGCAGUUGAGCACAUUCCUCGUUGAGCACGGUUACGCAGCAGAGGAAACCGUCAACGUAGCACCAACUCCGCAAGAAAUAAACGCCAUGGUGAGUGCAUCCUUGGAAAACUUCAAGCGCCUCUCUGAUGGGAAAGAUGACAAUGUCUGGGCUCAGCCACCAGUGCCACUGACACAGUCAGUGGGUGACUCCUUCUCCAUUGUGAUCACCCACCUCCAGUCACCCACGGAAAUUAUCGUACAGAAGGUGGAAAACGCUGGAGUGAUUCAGGAGCUGCAGCUGAAGCUGAGGGAACACUGCUGUCAGGUCCCAGCGCCCCAGAACUUCAGGCCAGCCCCCGGCACUGUUUGCUGUGCCCAGUUCUCAGAGGACAAGCAGUGGUACAGGGCUAAAGUUCUGGCUUAUUCAUCAGAGGAACGCGUCUGUGUUGGCUACCUUGAUUUUGGCAACUCUGAGGAGGUGGAUUUAGGCCACCUGCAGCCUAUCAGCACUUCACUACUGGCCCUGCCAAUGCAGGCCAUGCCUUGUGGUCUAGCAGGGGUGCAGCCUGUUGGGGAGAGCUGGUCAGAGGACUGCCUGCUGGCUCUGCGGCGGAGGGUAUCGAACCGAAUACUGCGCAUUGAGAUCCAGGGAGCACAUGAGGGCAAGGCUUUGGUGGCCAUGAUUGAUGAAGCCAGUGAUCCUCAGGCCAAUGUAGCCGAGCUGUUGACCUCUGCUGGUUUCGCUGCACCUGCUCCUAUUCCCACCAGUAGUGACCAGCAGCUUGACCAGACAGCCACCUCUGCUGCUGCUGAACCACAAGUGCCUCCCCCAGCCUGUGAGCCUCUGGUGUGGUCUUGUACUGAGCUUCCCCGUGACGGCCAGACAGUGGCACUGCUAGCCAGUGUCGUGGAGAACCCUGGGGAGUUUUACUGCCGCAUCAACAAUCCUGCAGACCAUCAGCGGCUGAUAGAGCUGGGAGCUGAGUUGAAACAGCACUGUGAGGCAAAGGCGUCACCUUUUGAGCCCAAAGUGGGGGAGCCCUGUUGUGCCAUGUUUACUGGUGAUGGAGAGUGGUACCGGGCUAUGGUAAACGAGCUGUCUGAUAACGUGUCUGUAAACUUUGUGGACUAUGGUUAUAGCAUGAAAGUGGAAAAGAGCCACCUUCGACCAAUUACACCCCGACUCCUGACUCUACCCUUCCUGGCAAUUCGCUGCUGGCUCUCAGGUGUGGAGCCCCUGGGAUCAGAGUGGAGCAGUGAAGCCCUGCUGUGGUUCCAGACUCGGGUGGAUGGCGAGCAGCUCUCUGCACGCGUCCUCUCUGUCACUGAACAAGGCUACGGUGUGGAGCUGGAGAGCAGAGGGCAGAAUGUGGCGACCGCCCUCAUUUCUGAGCAACUAGCCAAAGUUCCUGGAGCGAAUCCCACAGAGACGCAUGCAACCACAGGCUCAGGACACAAACACCAAGAUGAAAAAAUACAGGAAAAUGAGCAGAGCCAAACACAAGCCUCCAACCAGACAGGAGCCACUUCCACAGAGAUCCAAGCUGAGGGGCUGACUGCAACGCCAUCAGAAGCCCCAUCUUUCCCAGUGGACUGGAAGACAGUGGAGCUGCCUCUCAACGACACCUUUCAGCCUUGCAUCGCAGCCGUCACCGGUCCUUCCCUCUUCUACCUGCUCGGUCCCAGCCGGGUGGAUCAGCAGAAGCUUCAGGAGGUGAUGAUGGAGCUGGCUGUCUACUGCAGCAACAUCCAGGCCUCUUUAUCCUCCACUGUCCUGAGCAGACCAGCUCCUGGGGCUGCCUGCUGUGCCCAGUUCUCUGCUGACAAUAACUGGUACCGUGCGGUGGUCCUGGAGGUCGGUGAGAAUGAGAUGAGCGUCAUCUACGCAGAUUACGGCAACACCGAGAAGGUGCCGUUCUCCCGUAUCUUGCCCAUCCCCAUGCACCUGCUGCAGCUCCCCUUUCAGAUCACUCGCUGCACCCUCACUGGUAGGGAACACUUCCCUGCAGAGUUGCCAGAGGAAGUGCAGCAGAUGUUUCAAAACGUGCUGGUGAAUGGCGUCCUCGCCACCGUCCAGUCCUUCAACGGCUCUGUUAACGUGCUCUCACUCACGCUGCCCACUGAGAAGGGCGGGGGGCACCUCACCACCAUGAUCCUGGAUGCACUACAGGCCCAGGCCAAGAGUAAUCCAUGCCCAUCCAUCACCCAGAAGGCUGACCAAACUGACAACAGCAUAUCUACGGCCAGCACUAUAGUUGUACCUGACUGCGCCCUGCCAACAUCCAAACCUGACACCCCAACUGGGCUGGAAAAUACAGCAGCUACCACCAGCUUGCCCAUAACCCCAGAGCCGACACCCCAGACUCCCCAGCAGAAGAAAAACACUUCUGCUGUGACAGUCAAUGAAGAUCCAGUUCAGAAGAUUAUUGAGCAAAUGGAGCCUCCAUGCAAGAUUGCAAAAACUAAUGAUUCUCCGACCUCUGGCUGCUGCUGUCUGAACCUGACGACAAAGAUUGACCACCUGGAACAGUUGGUGCAGCUGCAGCUUUCUCUCAUCACACAGUUAGUGGGACAGAAAAAAUAAGAUUUCUUUAAAACAAGUUAACUCUGAAUGUUCUCCAGAAGCAACCACCCAUUUUAAUUUAGUCACCUUAUUCUAAUUAAGCUUUUAAUUUAUUGUCCUCAUCACUGAUCAUCCUCUCUGUUCAGGGCUUUUAUGUUUUUAGCCUGUGGUUAAAUUACAGUACUUUUUUUUCGUUUUAAUAUUUUGGAGGUUUUCAUAAAAAUGCACUUAUUAGGUUUGUUAAAGUUGGCAGAAAACUCUGCAACAAAAGAUGUUCAACCUCAAUUAUCCACGUGUGUGUUGUUGUCUCCUGUAAGUGUGCUUUAGUGUAGCAUGCUGCGAUGCCAUCUGUUCCUUUGUUCAGAACUAAUCACCUGUUCAGAUGGGAUGUCCAGCCUGACUGAUUUAUGUUUGACAUGUGUUUCAGUCUUUACAUAAAGGUUCUGUGACUGUGAAGACA
Messenger RNA from Sebastes umbrosus (honeycomb rockfish), 4140 nucleotides. RefSeq names its product tudor domain containing 1 (gene tdrd1). Gene Ontology annotation, biological process: spermatogenesis. The record is from RefSeq and is a predicted model, not a curated record. NCBI's taxonomy places the organism in Eukaryota, Metazoa, Chordata, Actinopteri, Perciformes, Sebastidae. Bases 123 to 3701 code for a protein of 1192 amino acids. The transcript is spliced from 26 exons.